This is a messenger RNA of Closterium sp. Naga37s-1, 2790 nucleotides long. NCBI's taxonomy places the organism in Eukaryota, Viridiplantae, Streptophyta, Zygnematophyceae, Desmidiales, Closteriaceae. The record is from the annotation of a GenBank genome assembly.
AUGGAUAAGGCGCUGGUCUACGGAACCAGAGAUUCUGGGUUCGAUCCCCAGUGGAGUCGGUGCUUUUGCCCUCAAUCAGUCUUCUCCUCGCGGUCCCAACCUCCUCCUGUCUUUUCACCCACCUCUCGCAUCCAUUACACUUCUCUCCGCGUGGCAUCUGCAAUGCUCGCUCUGCGACCUCUGCCUUCUCUGCGCGUCGCUUCUCUCUCGCCCAGCCUUCUCCUCUUGCGGCCGUCCCGCGCGCUCGCUCAUGCAUCGCGGUACCCGGGGAGGGCGGAGCCCUGUCCUGUUGCGCGCAGUAGGCGGAGAGAUGGAGCGCGCCACGCGGAAAGUCGCCCCAUACCGCGCCUCGCUAUGAGCGCGGCGCCAAUUGCGGCAGCCCUUGGAGCCACAGACGAGAAAGAAAAUGAGCCGUUGGAUCCUGUUACAGACUCCGAGAAGGAGGCCCCUGAACCGCCAGAUGCGCCACUUGCUGCUGACGCGGCGGAACGCGAGCCCCGCCCGGGUCGGGGGCGCGCAAACCCGCGCUCGGCUCCGCGGAGAGAAAGCCCCCGCGCGCAACAGGCGGGUGAGGGUACUCCCUCUCUGCGGAGUAAUGCGGAGCUGAUGGCGGAGGGGGGAAAGGAUGCGGGGAGCGGGGGAGGGUUAGGGGGAGGCGGGGGAAGGCGGAAGACGGGGGCGAGCGUGGGGGUGGACUAUGGCGGGCGGCGGACAGGCGUGGCAGUGAGCUACAGUGGCUUCGCCCCUCGACCAAUCACGGUGCUGACGACACGGGGCCCUCAACUGGUGGCGGACCUGCUGAAGCUGGCGCGAGAUGAGGGGGCGGACGAGCUGGUGGUGGGGUUGCCAGUGUCGUGGGAUCAAUCCGAGGGCCCACAGGCCGCCACGUGUCGGCAGUUCGCGCAAUCACUGGCUAAACCAGCUGCGGUGCAGGGGGUGAGAGUGUUCCUACAUGACGAGUACAGCACGUCACAAGAUGCUCUCGACCUCAUGAUCCAAUCUGGUCGUGGCAGGAAGGACCGGCAAGAGAUGCUCGAUGCCUUUGCUGCUGCUGUUCUGCUGAGGUCCUACUUCGAGUCCCAGGGGGUCAACGCCACUGCAGUGCUGCCCAAGAGUAAACUGCUCCAACAAAAGCUCUGCUCCCGCCAACACGCUCCCGAUGCCACUGCACAACAAUUCUCUGCCGCGUCCGAAUCCCUGGGAACACCUGACUCCUCUUCUGCAGUUAGAGCCUCUGCACCAACUCAAGAUAAUGCAGCCUCUGCUGCUGCAGGCGUGACUGUCUCUGCAAUGCCAGCGAUAGAGCAAGGGGGCCGUGCUGUCACACCGCACAGAGUCACGUCCAGCAAGAAGGGAGCGGCACGGAGCAGCAAGGAAUCAUCAUGGGUUCACAGUGUGCAGGGAGCAGCAAAUCUUAGUGCACGGAGCAGAGGCAGUGGGGAGAGGAAAUGGCCUCUUGUUAAUAAGCCUCUUGCCACCAGGCAGGUUGUGAAGAGUAGAGAUGACUAUGGUGAUGAUGAGGAUGAUGAUGAUAGUCUGGGGGUGAGAGUGUUCCUACAUGACGAGUACAGCACGUCACAAGAUGCUCUCGACCUCAUGAUCCAAUCUGGUCGUGGCAGGAAGGACCGGCAAGAGAUGCUCGAUGCCUUUGCUGCUGCUGUUCUGCUGAGGUCCUACUUCGAGUCCCAGGGGGUCAACGCCACUGCAGUGCUGCCCAAGAGUAAACUGCUCCAACAAAAGCUCUGCUCCCGCCAACACGCUCCCGAUGCCACUGCACAACAAUUCUCUGCCGCGUCCGAAUCCCUGGGAACACCUGACUCCUCUUCUGCAGUUAGAGCCUCUGCACCAACUCAAGAUAAUGCAGCCUCUGCUGCUGCAGGCGUGACUGUCUCUGCAAUGCCAGCGAUAGAGCAAGGGGGCCGUGCUGUCACACCGCACAGAGUCACGUCCAGCAAGAAGGGAGCGGCACGGAGCAGCAAGGAAUCAUCAUGGGUUCACAGUGUGCAGGGAGCAGCAAAUCUUAGUGCACGGAGCAGAGGCAGUGGGGAGAGGAAAUGGCCUCUUGUUAAUAAGCCUCUUGCCACCAGGCAGGUUGUGAAGAGUAGAGAUGACUAUGGUGAUGAUGAGGAUGAUGAUGAUAGUCUGGGGGUGAGAGUGUUCCUACAUGACGAGUACAGCACGUCACAAGAUGCUCUCGACCUCAUGAUCCAAUCUGGUCGUGGCAGGAAGGACCGGCAAGAGAUGCUCGAUGCCUUUGCUGCUGCUGUUCUGCUGAGGUCCUACUUCGAGUCCCAGGGGGUCAACGCCACUGCAGUGCUGCCCAAGAGUAAACUGCUCCAACAAAAGCUCUGCUCCCGCCAACACGCUCCCGAUGCCACUGCACAACAAUUCUCUGCCGCGUCCGAAUCCCUGGGAACACCUGACUCCUCUUCUGCAGUUAGAGCCUCUGCACCAACUCAAGAUAAUGCAGCCUCUGCUGCUGCAGGCGUGACUGUCUCUGCAAUGCCAGCGAUAGAGCAAGGGGGCCGUGCUGUCACACCGCACAGAGUCACGUCCAGCAAGAAGGGAGCGGCACGGAGCAGCAAGGAAUCAUCAUGGGUUCACAGUGUGCAGGGAGCAGCAAAUCUUAGUGCACGGAGCAGAGGCAGUGGGGAGAGGAAAUGGCCUCUUGUUAAUAAGCCUCUUGCCACCAGGCAGGUUGUGAAGAGUAGAGAUGACUAUGGUGAUGAUGAGGAUGAUGAUGAUAGUCUGUUUGAUGGUGACUGGGAGGCUGCUUUCAAGCUGAAGUAA